UUACACGCGAAUAAGGCUCAGGGUCCACUUUUUCCUAUCUAAAGCACGAUUAGAUUUGUUAGUUUACUGGAGAGAACCUUAAACUUCGCAUCCACCACGUUUACCUUCUGCACCUACCGUCAACGAGUUGACAGUUUCGGUGAUACCAAAACGGCGUCAUACGUAUCGACAGUUGUCCCAUUCUACCGAUAAUUUACAGCGUUAUUCUUUACGUUCUGUGUAGAAUUGAUGUCAUUUGGAGAGAGUCCCAAAUGAUUGCAGUAUAUGGCCGGACAAUUAAAUUUUGAUAAAACACCCUCGCAGGAACAUGACGAAGAACUGAAUUCGACUCAUCAAUCCUGCUGGUCUGCAUCAAAUGAUACCCCGAUUUCUGCUGGAUGGGUGACAACUCUUCUAAAACAGUGUGAACACUGGUGGACAGCCUUGCAUGAGUUUUGGAAAAACUGUCUUGUCCAUAACCUGCGUUCAUUUUUCCACCCGGCAAUUCCUCCAUCAGAAACUGUCCAGUUUCUUGAUAAUUUUGAGUACAUUGUCCACACGUCCCAGUUGCUUGUCGGAGAGCAUGGUUUGAAAACAAGAUUCAUUAAUAAAGGACGCCCCUCAGGCGAUAAUGUUCCUCCUAAUGUAAAAAGUUUUGGCCAAAGAGCUUUUUCGCAGACAAGGAAAGAAAUAAUUACAUACGGAGUUAUCUGUCUGCUUGUUUUCUACUGUUUACACUUUCAUCCAACCUUUCUUACUCGUUUUCUCCCUUCAUUCGCCCGGAAACUCAUUAUCCUUUGCACCCUCGGAAAUAGCGUACUUGUUUCUGGAAGUCGCUGGUGUGUCAGACGUUCGCGUGGUCAAGCUUUGCUGAAUUUGCAUCGACUGGUUGAUUCUAUUCAAGAUUUGGAGUAUGUGGUGAAUAAAGCUUAUUCAUCUAUCUAUACAAAAGAAUUACACAUAUACUUCAAGUCGCCGCGUUCUGAAGUCCCAUCCCCGGCGUAUGAGAAACGCCAUCACACUUCUUAUGUCGCAUUUUCAGAUGUCACGCUACAUCAGCUGUCCUGUUUAAAGCAAGCUUAUCAUUCAGCACUGAAAAAACUACAUCCUCUUACUUCACCAGCAUUGGAGCAAUUGCUUUCCCUGUAUCGUCUGCCUUCAAGUGAGCCUGAUGCCGAAGAAUCUAACUCCUCCUUUAGCUCACCAGUGACGCAGACUCGAGUUCGCCAUGUUGCAUCAUUAAGCAGCGCUUUUGACGGAAGUUCGAGUGAGGAGGAAGCUGCUACUGAAGUACUACUCCGACUUCGGGCUCAGUUUCGUGAUUUGGUCGUACUGUGCAAGCAGUUACUUUGCAACAUGCUCUCAAUUCAAUUGAAUGGAUCGCUACAAGAGGUGCUUGUCUGGGAGAGUGUUUUUCAAGCACUUGCCCGGCUUUCAAGAUCUCUUCGUACAACGGUGGGAACGAUUCAACAUUCAGCGUACGUUAGUGAUUAUGUUGCUCCGCAAAUGGAAGUUACUGAGUCAGACUCAACCACUGCGCGUCGUCGGAGUCUUUGUUUUCAACAAAAUCGAGAUUUAUACUCGUUCACAAAUUCUGUUCAACGUGUAGAAUUAAUUAUGUCUUUUAUUCUCGAGGGAUUCUCACAUUUGUUGGAAGAAAAGACAGAUUUCCGAACACAAACUCAUGCUAUUGCUACCUUUGAGGAAAUGGGUGAGAAAUUGAAGAAACUACAAACUCAAUGGGAGUCUUAUCGUUCCGUGAUGAAUUCACUCCAAGCAACGCAAAAUCAACUUCGAGUAAAACGUUAUUCCCGUAUGACCGACGAUUCUUAUAUUGCUUCAGAAGAUGAAGGUCUUGCGGAGGAUGCUUUUAUCUUUGACUCCAAGCGUUUUGGCUCUUUGCCUUCCUCGUGUUCAAAAGAUGGAGUGGAUGACAGCUCAGCAAGUGAAGACAUGUUUAUCGCAGCUGAAUCGAAACCAUUUGUCGGGCAUAUUGAAACGGUGACCAAGGCGGCGGUUGAUGUUGUUCAAGACGAUUUAAGUCCGUGUGUCGGGGAUCGAAAGAGUACUGCUCUUGAUGUUGAUAGUUCUCCGGCGCAUCAACGUCGGAAAUCUCAGUCGUUUGCGAUGAAUACUUUUACAGUAGUGGAUGAAUUAAAAAGUGUCUUACCGCAGCGCAAACAGGCGGAUAAGACUCAUCUCCUUUGUUAAUGGCCCUUUUUUCUUUUCUAAUAUGUAUAACUAUUAAACUAGACUGAAAAAAUAUGAAAACUUAAUGAAGUUUAGAUUGAAUGUAAAACAUCAAAAAACGCAAUGCUCAGCUUGUUUUAUAUAUUAGUCUAUUUUACUACAAUUAUGGUAAUGUUUAUGUCUCCGAAAUAAGAUUGGUACCUCUAUCUUUCUUAGCA
Schizosaccharomyces japonicus yFS275 is the source of this 2387-nucleotide messenger RNA. RefSeq names its product myosin binding vezatin family protein. The record is from RefSeq and is a predicted model, not a curated record. The coding region runs from base 265 to 2190 and encodes 641 amino acids. The transcript has 3 exons. NCBI's taxonomy places the organism in Eukaryota, Fungi, Ascomycota, Schizosaccharomycetes, Schizosaccharomycetales, Schizosaccharomycetaceae.